Molecule: messenger RNA, 2160 nt
Organism: Durio zibethinus
Lineage: Eukaryota; Viridiplantae; Streptophyta; Magnoliopsida; Malvales; Malvaceae
Source: RefSeq, a predicted model, not a curated record
UUUAAAGUUAUUAAUUGGAGCACAAAAGCAAAUUGGGCUUGGAAGCUGCACAAACCCUAACAAGAAACUAGAAUCCAGUGGCAAAACGGCUGUCCGCUCGGUUUUCUCAUUCUGUGUUGGAAAUCAGAUUCUUGGGACAGAUUUUCUUCAAAACAGAGGUGAGUAACGAGAGAUUAGUUUCAUUUCAGUUCCUAUGUUUUAUUUUCUCCAUAAAACUAGUUUUCUUAAUGGGCGGCAAGCUAUCACAGCCGCUCAAAGUUGCAAGCCUUUUCACAUUCUUCAGGAUAAACCAUCAGUCUUUAAGCUAUCAAAUACUCUUAGAUUUAUCUCCACAGCCUCAAAUCAACACUCUUUUACAGUUUCAUACCUCAUAAACAAAUGUGGGUUGUCUCCAGAAUCAGCUUCAUCGGCUUCAAAGUAUGUCCAUUUUGAAACCCCUGAAAAACCUGACACUUUCAUUGCUUUUUUGGAAAAGCAUGGCUUUUCCAAAACCCAAAUCUCAAACCUUAUCAAAAGACGGCCAGACCUGCUUGUUUAUGAUACUGAGAAAACCCUUUUGCCCAAACUAGAGUUCCUUUACUCUAUAGGUUUUUCCAGGCCUGACGUUGCCAAACUCUUGACUAUUUAUCCUACACUUUUGAGGAGGAGCUUAGAGAAAAAAAUUAUCCCUUCAUUUAAUUUUCUAAGGAACCUGUUUCAAUCCAAUGACAAGACCAUGAAAGCAAUAAAACGGUUUACGGGUAUUCUUGUUUAUAAUUUUGAGUCGUAUCUGUUUCCAAAUAUGAAUGUUUUGAGAAGAAACGGAGUCCCUGAAUCAAAUAUUGUUACAAUGCUUUACCGUCAUCCUAGAUUAUUUAUAUGUGAUCUGGCUCGGUUUAAGGAGAUUGUGGAGGAAAUCAAAAGAAUGGGGAUUGAUUCUUCGAGACCGAAGUUUGUUGAAGCGGCUAUUGCAUUGAGAACAAUGAGCAAAUCCACAUUAGAGAAGAAGUUUGAUGUUUGUAGGAGAUGGGGUUGGUCUGACCAAGAGAUAUUUGAAGCUUUUCAAAAGUAUCCCUCAUGUAUGAAAGUUUCUGAGGUCAAGAUCAUGGCUAUAAUGGAUUUUCUUGUGAAUAAAAUGGGUUUCAAUUCUACUCUUGUUGCCAAACAAUCAUGUAUUCUUAGUCGUAGCUUGGAGAAGAGAAUUGUUCCGAGGGCUCUGUUUGUGCAAGAAUUGUCAUCACAAGGUUUCAUUAAUGACUUAAAAUUGUCUGUAUUAUUUGCCACGUCGGAGAAGGAGUUCCUUAGGAUCUUUGUUUACCGUGAUGUAAACAAAGCACCAGAGCUCUUGAAACUAUAUGAAGAAAAACUGAAUAUUUCAAGAAAAAAAAAUGAAAACUUUGUCAUUGCAGUUUUAAUUACUAUAAUUCUGCCACCAAGUAGAGGGAGAGUGGGAAAUAAAAUGAGGUUAUAUCCUUCAAGGUUUACAUUGCUCUUACUGGUGUCUGGAUUGAGGACAAACAGCAAAUCCACAUGGGAGAGGAAGUUUAAUAUUUAUAACAAGUGUGGUUGGAUUGAUGAAGAGAGUUUUCCAGCUUUUCGGAGUUGCCCCUUGUAUUUGACAGCAUCUGAGAAAACGUUUAUGGCUAUAAUAUAUUCUUUUAAAAAAAUGGAGCUUGCUUCACAUAGUCGUGUCACCAUAUCUUGUUCCAAGGUGACAGUGGAUUCAUGAGUUUUUAUUAGGUUUUUGAAGGGGCUUUUCUUUGUUCUUUCGAUUCUUCUGAUAGCCUUUGAACCUGGUAUCUCAAUGGCAAUCUUACAUGUAUAUAGCCAUCAACAACAAUGGAAGGCUAGAUCUCAAAAGUUUUGAAUCCUACUGCUUGCAUCAAAUAGGCCAUCAGAUUAACUCUGGGGUUGAACAGUGAUGCAAAAUGGAGCUUCAGAGAAAAACUUUCAUUUAAUCCUCGAUACUGUCAGAAUUUAAACUUUAGUUAUUAGAACUAAGAGUUUAAUAUUUUAUGGCUGUUGACAGCCAGAGAAAAACUUGAUUUAAAAAGAAUAAGAAACAGAGAACAACUGUUGUCUAAAGCAACCAUGCCUUAAAUUAACAUUGGAGACUAUGAUGCCAUUACCCAUCAGCAUUACCAUCUUCAUCUGCAUCUUUUUACGCUCUCAUUCCAUAAA